Messenger RNA from Tripterygium wilfordii, 1700 nucleotides. Its product is annotated as diaminopimelate decarboxylase 1, chloroplastic-like. Lineage: Eukaryota; Viridiplantae; Streptophyta; Magnoliopsida; Celastrales; Celastraceae. Gene Ontology annotation, molecular function: diaminopimelate decarboxylase activity. The coding region runs from base 35 to 1495 and encodes 486 amino acids. Gene Ontology annotation, cellular component: chloroplast. The record is from RefSeq and is a predicted model, not a curated record. The transcript has 8 exons.
ACAAGCGCCUCUCUCCCAACUCCCAACUCAAACAAUGGCGACUACAAACCAUCUUCUCUCUCACUCUCCCUUCCUCCCUAAAACCCUGACACACCAGCAGCACCAAUUUACCCAAAACACAUUUUCUAAUAUCUCCAUUUUACCCCUUAAAAACUCCAAAAUCCCCUCUAAGUCUGUCCUCUCUAUCAAUGCAGUCCUCUCCCAAGAAACCCAUCAACCCGCAUCGUUCCAACACUGCUUCAACAAAUCCUCUGAUGGGUAUCUCUACUGUGAGGGCCUCAAGGUCGAAGAAGUCAUGGAGACUGUUGAGAAAAGGCCGUUCUACUUGUACAGUAAGCCCCAGAUUACUAGGAAUUACGUGGCCUAUAAGGAGGCUUUGGAAGGGUUGAAAUCAAUCAUUGGGUACGCCAUAAAGGCCAAUAACAAUUUGAAGAUUGUGGAGCACUUGAGGCAACUGGGGUCUGGUGCGGUUUUGGUCAGUGGGAACGAGCUGAGAUUGGCUCUCCAUGCCGGGUUUGAUCCUAAAAAGUGUAUUUUUAAUGGAAAUGGAAAACUGUUGGAAGAGUUAGUUUUGGCUGCCCAAGAAGGUGUUUUGGUAAAUGUGGAUAGCGAAUUUGACUUGGAGAAUAUUGUGGCAGCUGCAAAAAUUGCGGGAAAGAAGGUUAACGUUUUACUGCGGAUCAACCCAGACGUGGAUCCUCAGGUUCAUCCUUAUGUUGCUACCGGCAACAAGAACUCCAAAUUCGGGAUUAGAAAUGAGAAGCUGCAGUGGUUUCUGGAUGCUGUGAAGGCACAUCCCAAUGAGUUGAAGCUUGUGGGGGCUCAUUGUCAUCUUGGUUCAACCAUUACCAAGGUGAACAUUUUUAGGGAUGCGGCAGUUCUUAUGGUCAACUACAUUGACGAAAUGCGGGCCCAGGGCUUUGAAGUUGAUUACUUGAAUAUUGGAGGUGGUUUGGGCAUAGAUUAUUAUCAUGCUGGUGCUGUGCUUCCCACACCUAGAGAUCUCAUUAACACUGUUCGAGAAUUGGUCCUUUCACGGGAUCUCAAUCUCAUCAUUGAACCAGGGAGGUCAAUGGUUGCAAAUACUUGCUGCCUGGUCAAUCACGUUACUGGAGUCAAAACUAAUGGAACGAAAAAUUUUAUUGUGACCGAUGGUAGCAUGGCUGAACUCAUCCGUCCUAGUCUUUAUGAUGCUUAUCAACACAUUGAACUUGUAUCUCCCGCGCCAGCAGAUGCUGAAAUUUCAACUUUUGAUGUGGUGGGACCUGUCUGCGAAUCUGCUGAUUUCUUGGGGAAGGAGAGAGAACUUCUAACCCCAGCUAAGGGCGAUGGCUUGGUUGUGCAUGACGCAGGCGCUUACUGCAUGAGCAUGGCUUCAACGUACAAUCUAAAGAUGCGCCCCCCUGAGUAUUGGGUUGAAGAUGAUGGAUCAAUCGCAAAAAUCCGGCAUGGUGAGACAUUUGAAGAUCACCUGCGAUUCUUUGAGGGUCUGUGAUUGAGACGUUUUCCAGUUAUUCUGAUGCAGGUUGGGGAGAUUGAGAAUAACACAUAAUUCAUGGUUGGUUAUUCUGUAUUUGAAUACUUUUUACUUGAUUUUACACAUUAAGCUCUAUUUGAUACUUUCUUAUAACUUUAGAAGCCAUGAUUGAAAGAAGAGUCAGGCAAGUUUUUGCUUAUUGAAGCUCCACACUAUUUUCCUA